Recurvomyces mirabilis is the source of this 630-nucleotide messenger RNA. RefSeq lists its product as uncharacterized. Bases 1 to 630 code for a protein of 209 amino acids. The record is from RefSeq and is a predicted model, not a curated record. Lineage: Eukaryota; Fungi; Ascomycota; Dothideomycetes; Mycosphaerellales; Teratosphaeriaceae. The transcript has 3 exons.
AUGGGGAACGGGGCUUCGAAGCCGGAGCAACACAUCUUUACCGCCGAUGUGCCCGUGAGGUUCUCCCAAUCCGUCCUCGACUCGUUACAAAAUAACCCUGAGACCGACUCGACCCGCGCCCACACCGAAGACCUCAAGGUCCAACAACGCGUCCGCGAAGAAUUGACUCGGCUCCGGGACCAGCAAUCCCAGCAGCUCUCCCACCUCACCGACUCCCUCACCGUCUCUCCACCCAAAGAGACCUCCUCCCCCACAAACGCACCAACCACCGCACCAACCACCGCACCAACACAAGACAAAACCGGCCUAGCCUACCACCUCUCCUCCCCCUUCUACCAAAACCACCAACCCCAAUCCGCCAGCAACCCCAACUCCGCCAUCCCAACCCCGGAAUCCUCGAACCGGACAUCCGACAGCGUAAGAAUGGAAAUCGCACAGCUAAAGCAGAAACUCGAGUCGAGGAAGAAAGUGGAAUCCGUGCCGAAAGAAGUGGAGCAGGCGAAGGAGAAGGUGGUGCAGUGUUUACGGAAGAACGACCGGAGACCGCUGGAUUGUUGGCAGGAGGUGGAGGAGUUUAAGAGGAGUGUGGGGGUUAUGGAGGGGGAGUUUGUUAGGCGGGUUGGGCGGUGA